AUGGAUCUCGUCUCAUUUAUGCUCUCAAGUCCUGCUCUUACAACUUCAUCUUCAUCAAGUGAUGAUCUCCUUGUUGAUGCUACCUCUCCAUCACAUAAACAAACCCCAGACCAAUAUCGUGCAUCUAUUGUUGCAAUUGCAAAUCUUUUAGCAUCUCCUAAAUAUAAUGUCUCCCCAGGUGAUACUGUCUGUAUCUUUUGUUAUAAUGAUGUCUUGCUACCUUCUACCCAUAUUGGAAUCCUAGCAACAGGUGCUGUUGUUUCUCCUGCUAAUAUCGUCUACUUACCUUCAGAACUAAGGCAUCAGCUAACUACCACAAAAGCUAAAAUUGUAAUUACAAUUCCUGAAAAAAAACAAGUGGUAGAAGAAGCCCUUGCCUUGGGUCCUCAUAAUGUCUCCCACAUUGUUUACCUAAAUGACUUUGCUAAAGAAGCUUUGGAUUCUUGUCGUUACUCUCAAGAUGAAAUCUCUAAAAGAGCUAAACAUCCUCAAGGCCCCAUUGUUGGACUUAGACAAAUCCUUCCUCCUGCUGCUUCUAACCUUACACCUGACUCUCAUGCUUACUAUUGUUUCUCUUCAGGUACUUCAGGUGUCCCUAAAGGUGUCAUCACUGCCCAUAACAAUAUGGUCUCCAAUGUCCAACAACAAUUCUUUGUACUAUCUGAAACUCACUAUACUCCAGAUAAAGUCUUUGGUGGAUUUCUCCCCAUGUCUCACAUUUAUGGCCUAUCCCAAUACAUUUAUACCUUACCCUUUAUUGGUAUUAAAACUGUCAUUUUCCCUAAAUUUGAUCUCCAACUUAUUUUAAACAAUAUUGAAACUCAUAAAAUUAACUUUCUUCAUAUUGUCCCCCCCGUUGCUGUUCUUUUCGCUAAAUCUCCUCUCGUCGAUAAGUAUCCAGAUAUUAAAUCCCAUAUCCAAGGACUUAUCUCUGGUGCCGCCCCACUCUCAAAAGAAUUAGCUUCUCAAGUCAUUUCUCGUCUAGGAUGUCCUGUUUACCAAGCUUAUGGGUUAACUGAAACUUCCCCCAUGACUCAUAUCUUUUCCUACGAUGUUGGGAACUAUAAUGUUUCUUCAAUUGGAUGGCUCCUCCCAGGAAUGGAGGCCCGCGUCGUGGCCGAAGAUGGAACUGAAAUUGAUACCCCGCACACUCCAGGAGAACUUUGGCUCCGCGGACCUAACGUUAUGCGCGGCUACCUUAAUAACCCAGAAGCAACCGCCGCAGCUUUUGCUGACCCUGAUACUUUGCAAUGGUUCCGUACAGGUGAUGUUGUUAUUUUGGAUGAAUCUGCUCAAUAUUUUGUUGUGGAUAGAUUUAAAGAACUUAUUAAAAGUAAAGGUCAUCAAGUUGCUCCUGCUGAAUUAGAAGCUGCUCUUUUGGCUCAUGAUUCUAUUGCUGAUGUUGCAGUAACUGGAUUCCAUGUCCCCCAUGAGGGGACUGAACUCCCAAGAGCAUUUAUUGUUCUUAAACAAGGAUUAGCACAAACCCCUCAGCAAAAACAAUUACAUGCUUUGGCAAUUAAAAAAUGGUUUGAUAGUACAGUUGCUCGCCAUAAACAACUUUGGGGUGGAAUUGUAAUUGUGGAUGAAAUUCCUAAAAGUGCAAGUGGAAAGAUUUUACGUCGUGUUUUACGUAGCCAAACUGCUGAUGUUGUUUAUGGCUAUGCUCCAAAGUCUAAGUUGUAA
Messenger RNA from Magnusiomyces paraingens, 1686 nucleotides. RefSeq lists its product as uncharacterized. The transcript has a single exon. Gene Ontology annotation, biological process: secondary metabolic process. NCBI's taxonomy places the organism in Eukaryota, Fungi, Ascomycota, Dipodascomycetes, Dipodascales, Dipodascaceae. The record is from RefSeq and is a predicted model, not a curated record. Bases 1 to 1686 code for a protein of 561 amino acids. Gene Ontology annotation, molecular function: CoA-ligase activity.